Betta splendens (Siamese fighting fish) is the source of this 2919-nucleotide messenger RNA. RefSeq names its product solute carrier organic anion transporter family, member 2B1 (gene slco2b1). Bases 146 to 2116 code for a protein of 656 amino acids. Gene Ontology annotation, cellular component: membrane. Gene Ontology annotation, molecular function: protein binding; bile acid transmembrane transporter activity. The record is from RefSeq and is a predicted model, not a curated record. NCBI's taxonomy places the organism in Eukaryota, Metazoa, Chordata, Actinopteri, Anabantiformes, Osphronemidae. The transcript has 15 exons. Gene Ontology annotation, biological process: transmembrane transport; bile acid and bile salt transport; sodium-independent organic anion transport.
CUGAAUAACUGGUUCCUUCUGGCUUUUUUGGAACUAAUGGGAGAGAACAGUUCUGGUUCUGGUUGCUGAGCAUAGAUCUGAGCUGCUCCAACUUUAAUGAAUGAAGUAGUGAAGUCUUUGUCACUUGAUACUGCAGGUUCUGAUCAUGGUGGCCCGUGACCUGAACAUGAGCCCUGCUGGGUCAAAUCCUCCUGUUCGGCACAGAGGUAUCUUCAACAGCAUCAAGUUCUUUGUGUUCUGCCACAGUUUGCUGCAGCUGGCACAGCUGUUGGUGUCGGGCUACAUGAAAAGCUCCAUCUCCACCAUCGAGCGGCGCUACGGUCUGUCCAGCCAGAAGUCUGGGCUGUUGGCCGCCUUCAACGAGGUGGGAAACACCGUCUUCAUCAUCUUCGUGAGUUUCCUCGGCAGCAGAGUCCACCGGCCGCGCUUCAUCGGCGGCGGAGCCCUGCUGGCCUGUGUGGCCUCGCUGCUGAUGGCGCUGCCACACUUUGUGUUCGGACCGUACAAGUACAGCCACCACGUGGCCUCCUCCAAGGACAACAGCUCUGGCCUCUGCCAGACCGGCAGCUCUGCCACCCCCUUGUCCUCCAACCAGAGCUGCAGCGAGCAGGAGGACCAGGCCCAGCAGGGGGUCUACCUUCUACUGCUGCUGGCUCAGCUGCUGUUGGGCAUCGCAGCUGUCCCCAUCCAGCCCUUCGGCAUCUCCUACAUCGAUGACUAUGCCAGCAAGAAGAACUCUCCACUCUACCUCGGGAUCCUGCUCGCUAUGACGUCCAUCGGUCCCGCCCUUGGUUUCGUCAGCGGCGCUGCCAUGCUGCGCUUUUACGUCGACUUCAACAAGUUGUCUAAAGACCAGAUCCAGCUGGACAACAGCGACCUGCGCUGGGUGGGAGCCUGGUGGCUCGGUUUCCUGGCGGCCUCCUGCCUCCUCUUCCUCGCUGCGCUGCCGUACUUCUUCUUUCCCAGGAACAUGGCUAAAGAGGAGGGUGCCAGCGAUGUCCAGUCCAGCCCAGACAAUCAGCAGCAGCAGCCAGACGAGCUCCAGGAACUGUCCCUGUUUCAGUUCCUCAAAAGUUUUCCUCGCAUCGUUCUGCGGAUGCUGAAGAGUCCCAUUUAUCUGCUGGUGGUUCUGGCCCAGGUCAACCUGGCGGCUCUGCUCGCUGGCCUCGCUACCUUCAUGGCCAAGUUCAUAGAGAGGCAGUUCAACCGGACUGUGUCCUUCUCUAACAUGAUGAUUGGAUCCGUGGGCAUCCCCAUGGCCGUGCUGGGGACCGUGCUGGGGGGGGUUCUGAUGCGGAGGCUCGGUCUGUCGGUGAGCGGUGCCAGCAGGUUGUGUGCUGCAGCCGUCCUGCUGUGCCUGCUCUCUGCCUUCCCGCUGCUGUUGGUGGGCUGCUCCACCCAGCAGGUGGCCGGCAUCUUCCCUCGCAGCCCUGAUGCGGCGCAGUGCACUUCUGACUGUCACUGUUCUCACGAGGCCUUUAACCCGGUGUGUGGCACCGACGGCGUGGAGUUCAGGUCCCCCUGUCACGCCGGCUGCAAGGCCAUGGAGAUGGACGGCAGCUCCAGAGUCAGAAACUACACUCAAUGUGCCUGCGUGGGCGGCCUCAGCCACGCUUCCCCAGGAACCUGCGGUAGUGGCUGUUCCCACCUCCUCCACCCCUUCCUGCUUCUCCUGGGCCUCACUGCCUUUAUUGCCGCCUUCUCCCAGACCCCGUCCUGCAUGAUGAUUCUCAGGACUGUGACCCCUGAGGACAAGUCCUUUGCUGUGGGAAUUCAGUACAUGCUGUUCAGGGUCCUCGCGUUCAUGCCUGGCCCGGUUCUGUACGGCAGCGUCAUCGACACCACCUGCAUCCUGUGGGCCCAGAAGUGUGGGAAGCCAACAUCCUGCCUCUACUACGACCUGGACCACUUCAGACAAAGGUUCCUGGGUCUCAUGGUGGUCUUCGUCUGCGGGGCGCUGCUCUGCUUCCUGCUCACCGUCCGGGUUCUACGUGGUUCUGCUGGGCAGCAGGAGCCACAGCCAGAGGACAAAGGACCGUACAGGCUGGUGGACGGGUCAAAGACACUGGAGGACGCUCCCUCCAAAGAAAAGGAAACCAUGGCAACGGAGACCUGACAGGAAACGAGGACGAGUGAGGCACAGAUGCAGGAGAUGGAGUGUGAGACAACGGUGGCAGAGCUGCUGAAAGUUGCUGCCACGCGCGCGGCGCCAUCUUUGAAACUUUUACACUCUUUGUGCAGCCAGUGCUGGUGCAGAGGUCCUGUGUUUGUGUUCAGGCUGAUCCAUGUAUUCUCACUUCAAAUGCUUCUACUACAAACGAUAAGCUCCGCUUUAAAGGGCUGAGCAGGCGCUGGCCUCAUUGACACGCCGUCAGGCCACUGGUUUCCUUAUGUUCAUCCACACUGAAAGUCCUCAGGUUUACUGGUCCAACAGUGUCACUCUGGGUUGCAGCUGGCAAACUAAGAUAGUGAACAGAUGGCCCCACUGGGAUGCCAAUGGUAAGAAAGUACGUCAAUCACUUUGGCCCCACAGAAGGUCACAAACUCGCCGUCAGCUGCAGACUCUGAUAUUUGUGUAUGACGGGGCUUUUACUGUGACAAUCAUAUUAUCACAUUUUCACAUUAUACUGGGGUUCAGUAGACAUUUUAAACAUAUCACUAAACGUUUACCAAGUAUAAAGACGUGCUUUUCCUGAGGCUUUAAUUGCAAACAUGAGCCUUGUGCAUAUUUCCAGUUUUUUUCAGUUUAAUCUAUUACAGUAUCAGCUUCAUUACUUGUUGAAUUAUUUGACUUCUUAUAUUAAAAUAUAACAAAAUCGUUUUAUUCAUGAGAAAUCACAAAACAAGCUUUUGUUUAUUGCUUUUCACUGAUGUGUUGCCAAACAAUGUUUUCAUAUUCUAAAACAGUACACAACUCCA